AAACCGUGAUAUGAUGGCUCUAUAAAACCAAAAUUCAUUGUAGACGGACGGUGGAAAAAACACGCCGAACACGGAAAAAAAUAAUUCUAGGGUUGUGGAUCCGAUGACAAGUUUGGGGGAUAUGGAAGAUGAUGCGUCGCUGAUGGAUGAUCUUAUGUUUAGCAGAGGAGGAGAUUAUUCGAAUGAUGCGUUGAGGGUAGUAUACGAUGCGGACUCCGAUGGUUCUGAUAUAGAAUUUAGGUCUGAGUCGGGAGAUGACUAUAUUAUCGAACUCUAUAGUAGGGUUGGAGUCCAGUGCCACAAUCUUCAGAUGGGAACAAACUUUAAGUUUAAAACCUGGGAGAUGUUUAGGAUCCAUGUUUCUUCAUCCGAUCAACUCUACAUAACUUUGGAGGCAACGGAUCCGGCCACUGGCUCUGUCUUCUCUUUUCAGACGGUGUUAUUCGAUUAUAGGCGCCGCAGUUCAUUGGGUGUCAGAACGUUUUGGCUCAACUUAACCUCAAGAAUCGAACCUUUACGUAACGAGCGUAUGGAUAAUGUUUGGGACGAGGACACGGUACAUGAACUCUACAAAGGUCCAAUGCCCAAAUGGUUUUCGCAUGAUGCCUUGGCCCUUGAUAGUCAAAAGUAUUACGUGGUGCCAGAAUCAGAGCUCCAUGACAAUGACUGGCUUCAACUUCUCAUGGAAGUCGCCUUCUUCUCCAAAGCAGAUCGUUGUUUGGAUGCUUACCUACCCUUGGAGCUCAACAGUGUUGUUGUGGAAACUUUUGAAGAUAAGCCUCGUGAUAAGCUCAUGGCAAACAAUGCAAUCUACUACCUAAGUUACAAGUGUUGCGUCGAUCCUUGUUCAACGCCUUUGGCUGGUAAUCACCUUGCCAUAAUGAGGAAAACCAUGGAUGGGAAACCAGGUCACAUGAGUCUUGAAGUUGCUCUAACCACCACCGAAGACGAUGACUAGACAUUUGGAUCUAGUUUUAGUUUUUGCAGUUAUGUUUUCUGAACUUUUACUUUGUUUUUAUGUUUCUCUGGACUAGAACGACUUGAAUCUAUAUAUUCGACCUCCA
Molecule: messenger RNA, 1064 nt
Organism: Brassica oleracea var. oleracea
Lineage: Eukaryota; Viridiplantae; Streptophyta; Magnoliopsida; Brassicales; Brassicaceae
Product: UPF0725 protein At5g63820-like
Exons: 6
Coding region: 104-958 (284 amino acids)
Source: RefSeq, a predicted model, not a curated record